AUGGGAUCUGUCUCCAACCAGGAGCUCACAGGUGGGCUUUCCAAGCAUGUUACUGAUACCUCAGAUCCUCUCCAACCAGAGGAAUCCAAGGUCCUUCAAGGAUCUGGAGUAUGCAAAUGGUUCAACGUUAGAAUGGGCUUCGGCUUCCUCACAAUGACUAAGAAAGAAGGUGUUGAUCUGGAAACUCCUGUUGACGUCUUUGUGCAUCAGAGUAAACUGCACAUGGAAGGUUUUCGUAGCCUGAAGGAGGGAGAAUGUGUGGAAUUCACUUUCAAGAAAUCUUCAAAAGGCUUGGAAUCCACAAGAGUGACAGGACCAGGGGGUGCUCCUUGCAUAGGAAGUGAGAGGAGACCUAAAGUAAAGGGACAACAAAAACGAAAGCCAAAAGGGGACAGGUGCUAUAACUGUGGAGGACUGGAUCAUCAUGCCAAAGAAUGUAACUUGCCUCCUCAACCUAAGAAAUGCCACUUCUGCCAGAGUACAAGCCACAUGGUGGCACAGUGCCCAGUGAAAGCUGCACAGCCUACCAGUUUACAAGAAAAGUCUGCCAUUGAUGAAUCAAGCCCAGCAAAUACAGAGUAG
Messenger RNA from Bufo bufo (common toad), 582 nucleotides. It is a transcript of the gene LIN28A, whose product is annotated as lin-28 homolog A. The coding region runs from base 1 to 582 and encodes 193 amino acids. The transcript is spliced from 4 exons. The record is from RefSeq and is a predicted model, not a curated record. Gene Ontology annotation, molecular function: zinc ion binding; nucleic acid binding. Lineage: Eukaryota; Metazoa; Chordata; Amphibia; Anura; Bufonidae.